Molecule: messenger RNA, 1083 nt
Organism: Sesamum indicum (sesame)
Lineage: Eukaryota; Viridiplantae; Streptophyta; Magnoliopsida; Lamiales; Pedaliaceae
Source: RefSeq, a predicted model, not a curated record
CACCUUCAUAAAUCCCAACUCCUUCGCUUCAUCACUAUACAUUUCAAUUCGAAACCUCCCCCGCACUCCAAAAAUGGCCAUGCACUUUCUCAAUUACACAGACCGGAAUUCCCUCAAUUACCAGAAAUUCAAAAAGAAUAAUCCCAAGACCAAUUCCAAUAUCCCCAAGUCCCUCUGCCCGUUCCUGUUAUCUAUUUUUGUUUACAUUUUCGUGUUCUAUGCCUUCAAUCUCUCACCCUCAACCCUUUUCUGUACUACCAAAUUCUGGUUUAUUAUGUGCAACACCCUCGUUCUCAUCAUUGCAACUGAUUUUGGUGCCUUCUCCUCCUCAAAAGAAAAUGAUUUUUACGGCGAAUAUUAUGUGAAAAACAUUAAUGUAAGAGCAAAGAGUUGUAGUACUGUUCCCUCUUUCCAGAGGCAAUACAUGAAAAUUGAUGAGAAAACAAUGCCAAAAGAUCAAAUUGAUGAAGAAGAAGAACCAGAUGGAAAGAUCAUAGACAUGGUAGCUGCUGAUGAUCAUGUUAAGAAUCAAGAAUCCCUGGAAAAUAAACCUGAAAUUUCUGUAACCAAUGAAAGAGAUGAUGAUCAGGCAGAAAACCAGAAUAACGACAAGUUCGAGAAAAACAAGGUCCAAGUACUGGUUAAUGUGAGUUCUCUUGAUGAAGUUAAAAAUAUUGGAGCCCGUGAAGUAAAGAAAAGGAAAGUUAAAUGUGUUCGAAGCAAUUCAGAGAAAGCAAUAUUGAUGGCGGCGGUGGCGGCAGAAAGUGAGGAGAAAAUGACGCCUCUGCAGAGGACAUUGUCUGAGAGAGGCGAGGAGCCGGCGAGGUCUGAAGAAGACGAGUUUUCGAGCAUGUCUGCUGAAGAACUAAACAGAAGAGUAGAGGAGUUUAUUCGAAGAUUCAACAGGCAGAUUAGGCUUCAAGCAGCCAGGAACCAACAAAUCCCUCGGAUCAUUUAGACAAGAGUUGCUCGUCAUCACCAUUUGUCUUGAUCUUGUCUCCCCCUUGUGUUGUUUCCUGCAUAUGUGGCUCAUGGCUUCCAGAUCGUUGAUAAUUGCAGAGAUUCUCUAUAUUUUUUUCGAUU